Bradysia coprophila is the source of this 1237-nucleotide messenger RNA. Its product is annotated as mitochondrial GTPase 1. Gene Ontology annotation, biological process: mitochondrial translation. The record is from RefSeq and is a predicted model, not a curated record. Gene Ontology annotation, molecular function: GTPase activity; GTP binding. NCBI's taxonomy places the organism in Eukaryota, Metazoa, Arthropoda, Insecta, Diptera, Sciaridae. Gene Ontology annotation, cellular component: mitochondrion.
UGGCAACACUGCAUGUCAUUGAGAAGAACCGGGAGGAAAUUUAACCGCAAAUCGUGAAAUUCUGUAAAUAUUGGAAAUCGAACACUAUGAUACCAAGAAACUUGAGAAACAGUUUUCAAAUACCGACAAAAGAUGUGAUUCAAUGGUUUCCCGGUCACAUGGGCAAAGGCUUGAAACAAAUGCAACAGAAACUGAAAUUAAUCGACUGUAUCAUUGAAGUACACGACGCUAGAAUACCAUUAUCGGGACGAAAUCCGGACUUCAAGUACACCGUCAGCGGGCUGAAGCCUCACAUAUUGGUGCUAAAUAAGAAGGACCUGACUGACAGCCGAUAUCACAGAAAAAUAGCCGAACAGAUACAACGUGACGAGGGAAUCCAAGAUGUUGUGUUUACAAACAGUAAAGAUCCACUAUGCAAGGGAAUCAAAAGUCUUGUGCCACGAGCAAGGGAACUGAUUUCCAAUUCCAAUCGCUUUCAUCGCACCGAAACGGCCGAUCACACGUUGAUGGUGAUCGGUGUACCGAAUGUUGGCAAAUCCUCGCUGAUAAACGUUUUAAGAAAUCGUCAUCUUCGGGCGGAAAGUGCAACGCGUGUAGGUGCCGUGGCUGGUAUAACUCGCAGUGUGUUGAAUAAAAUAAAGAUGUCCGAAGAUCCACUGAUGUACCUAUUGGACACGCCCGGUAUUCUUACACCCAAUGUGAAAGACGUCGAAACUGGAAUGAAAUUGGCGUUGUGCAGUUGCCUGCAAGAUCACUUGGUGGGACCGCAACUGAUAGCUGAUUAUAUGCUGUACUGGUUGAACAGAAAUCAAGAGUUCGAAUACGUGGAUCGUGUGGGCCUGUCUAAUCCGACCGACAAUAUAGUGGAAGUGCUGGUUUCUUGUGCAAAGAUGUUCAACAAAUACAGAAAAGUCAAGAUGUUCGAAGCAGAGACACUACUCAAACCGGACCUGGAUUCGGCUGCACAUCUUUUUUUGAAAAUGUUUCGGCUUGGCGAUCUGGGCCACUUCAACUUAGACAAUCAUCUGUUUCCAUUUAGAGUGUAAAAGAUGGAUUGGAACGAACGACUUUAGACGAAUAAAACUAGAUUUGAGCAGCGAGAACGCUUCUUUCAACCGCAACAAAGUUGACGAGAAAACAUCCGUCGAAACACUGACCUGCUCCAGUAAGGUGGGACGGAUUUAUACCACAAAAAGUAGCAAAAGAUAUUAAACUAAUGCUUGUUUACGUUCACACG